Marchantia polymorpha subsp. ruderalis is the source of this 1480-nucleotide messenger RNA. Lineage: Eukaryota; Viridiplantae; Streptophyta; Marchantiopsida; Marchantiales; Marchantiaceae. The record is from the annotation of a GenBank genome assembly.
GCGAGGAAGAGGUGAAGAAAAGUCGGUCACUCUUGGGCCUCGAAUCGACCAGCGGAGGAUAUUGAUCAUCGCCGAUAGCGCUCUGCUCUUCCGCAUUCUUCCUCCUCGUGGCCAUCACCAUUGUCUGAACAUUUGUUCGUAGGGACGACAGCCCAGCUGCUUCCAUGGCGACCGUCUCGAUGGCUGCAAUCUCCCCCGCAGGGCUCGUGGCGCCACUGAAUGUGUCGUCCAAGAGCACCUUCGCUGCCUCGACCAAGGUGUCCGCGUUCGUGAAGAAUGUCAGGGCCAGGACCGUGUGCUCUGCUUCUGCCGAGAAGGAACAGACCGUAGGUGAGACCGCAGGAAAGAUCGCCACCGCUCUCGCCCUCGCCGCUGUCGUCGGAACCGCCUCUUUCGUCGCCCCCGAGGAUGCCAUGGCCGAUGUCGCAGGAUUGACCCCGUGCAAGGAGUCGAAGGCCUUCGCCAAGAGGGAGAAGAACGAGAUCAAGGCCUUGGAGAAGAGGUUGAAGUUGUACGGAGCUGACAGCGCCCCCGCCUUGGCCAUCAAGGCCACCGUCGAGAAGACCAAGAGGAGGUUCGCCUUCUACGGAAACGAGGGUCUUCUGUGCGGUACUGACGGUCUGCCACAUUUGAUCGUGGACGGAGACCAGGCUCAUUUGGGAGAGUUCGUGUACCCCGGAGUCGUCUUCUUGUACAUUGCAGGAUGGAUCGGAUGGGUUGGAAGGAGCUACUUGAUCGCCAUCAGGGGUGAGAAGAAGCCCACUGAGAAGGAAAUCAUCAUCGACGUGCCCCUCGCCACCAGCCUUUUGUGGAAGGGACUGACAUGGCCCGUUGCUGCGUUGAGCGAGCUCAGGACCGGAAAGCUCAUCGAGGACGCCUCAAACAUCACCGUCUCUCCCCGAUAAAUCUUCUCUUUCGGCCUCUGGAAGCUGUCCCAUGUGUAAAGACUUUGUAGCAAUCACUUUCUGGCAAAUGAGUCCUUUUUUCACAGAAGCAACAGUGUGUGUUGUGCUCAGGCCGUGUGUACUUUAAGUCGGUAAUUCAGUAGGUUUCGCUUCAAUCUUUGUUGCCUGAUGAUCUUGAUUAUCCUGCCAGUGGUCCGGUCAAGGUUGUUUGGUGAUUGGUGUCCCAAAUUCAAGGCUAGGAAAGCCGAUGGUUGAAGUGUCUCCAUCUGGCUGUCACGAUUAGGAAUAUCUUGCUCGGAGCUUCCAUUUUGGCUCCAAGAUGGCCUGUGUCCCUCAGCGCCGAAUGUUCUCGAUCAUCUGUUGUAUAUUGUGGUAUAAACUGCGCGUUAUCUGUCGACAAUUCCUCAAACACUGUCUCCGAGCUCUUUGGUGAAUGUCGUGUAAACGUGUUUUAUUAUCUCAAAGUUGUUUGUUAGAGCGAUCCUUACUCCUCGAUGAACGGAUAAAGAAUACAAUAUGAUAUGAAAGUGGAAGACCAAAUCUCUUGUAAAUGAUCUGUAAGAAUGAAAGUAAAC